GUUCACGUUUCCAGCUCUUCGCGCGUGUCAGAUCACUGUAGCCAAUAUGCACUAAGUGACAGUAAAGAUCCUGCUUUUAGAGGUACCUGCACUCAAGAUCAUGACCUGAUAUGCAAUCGCUGUGAAGACCUUAAAGCUGUUCUGUCCGACACCCAAAAGUCAAUUCAGGAAUCCUGCUUCGAGUGCCAGUAUGAUAAGGAGGAUGCUCUUCACAGAUUUCAAGAAGCAACUCGAGCAAUUCAGCUCUGGAAGUCACACCAGCUCAGAUUUGUUAAUCAGGAUAAUGCCCGUAUAGACGUCAUUGAAUGCCUCGAUGACAGCAAAGUGCUUCUUGUACAAGACUGGGCUAUGAAAUUUCUCCCUCGUCAGUACCGAGAAUCCCAAGGAGAAUGGUUUGCGAAAAAAGGGAUCUCCUGGCACAUCACUGUAGCGAUCAGAAAGAAAGAGAGUGAACUUGAAACACAGGCGUUCGUGCAUGUAGUUGAGAAGUGUAUCCAGGAUAGCCCUUGUGUUGUCCAGUUAAUGGAACAUGUUCUUUCUACUCUCAAGAGGGAACACCCUGAGAUCAAAAGCGCCUUUUAUCGCCAAGACAAUGCAGGCUGCUACCAUGCAGCCAACACCAUCCUUGCCUGUAAAGACAUCAGCCAGCGAUCGGGAAUCUUCAUUCAACAAUUAGACUUCUCCGAUCCUCAGGGAGGAAAGGGCGCUUGUUACCGUUUUGCAGCAACAAUGAAAAACCAUGUACGCUCUUUUGUUAACGAAGGUAACGACGUCCUUACAGCAGAGCAGUUUCUUUCUGCACUUACCUCACGAGGUGGAGUGUCUGGAGCCCGAGUGUCUCUGGUAGAAGGCAACAGUUCUAGUAAAACCAAUGUAAAGUGGCCAGGAAUCAGCAAGCUGAACAAUUUUGAGUUUAGCAGUGAUGGAGUGAGGGUAUGGCGAGCUUAUCAAGUUGGCGAAGGAAAGUUUUUCCCUUGGUCAGAAUUUGAAGGUACUUUUUAUCCUCUCUAUCUAUCUCUCUCACUAACUCUCCCUCUCCCCUACUGUUACUCUCCUCCACCCCCUCCCCCCCCAAAAAAGACUUUGCUUCAAUCGUUUGAAAAUUGGUUUUUGGCUUUUUUUAUUGCAGUGGGCACUGUUUGAUAUUAACUAUUUUAUGCUUCAGGAACGGAAUAUCCUAUCAGUUCAAUGACGAAUGCCACGUUUUCAAAUGGAGACUUUCGCCCCAUAAAAACCCGAAAAAAGAAACACGAAGUUCAGCAGGAGACGUUAGCCGACGUCGACAGUGAAGAAGAAGAAGAGGAGACUGAGGGGACCGCCUGUGGGAGAUUGUUUUCUUGUCCAAACGAAGGGUGCGUUCUUGUCUAUACCCGUUACGGAUCUAUGGUCAAUCAUGUUACCUACGGAAAAUGCGACUUCAGAGAAGAAAGAGAAUCUGUGAUGGACACUGCAAAGGUCUUGUACAGUAAAAAGCUUUGGGUCAGUGAUGGUCGUAUUUCAGCUACAGCAAACGUCCAUUGCAAUCAAGCAACAUCAAGCGGUUUACACCAGAACGAAGAAGAAGGCUGGGCACUGAAAUCGUUCACGAAAAACAAACCUUUCAGUGACAAACAGAAAAAAUUCCUAGAAGAAAAGUUCAUGGUUGGCGAAACGACGGGAAGAAAGUUGGACCCUGUAACUGUAGCCAGAGAAAUGAAAACUGCUCGCCAAGAUGGUAACGGAGAGAGACUUUUUUCUUCUUCAGAAGUAUUGACCGCGACCCAGAUUCAAAGUUUUUUCUCUAGAAGGGCAAGAUGUGGGAGAUUUUCCGAAAAUGACCCAGAAAAUCAGGAAGCUGUCCAAGUGGAAGAAGAACUUGAAGACUUUCGGAGAGAUGUAAUAGAGCAAGUGCAACCCAGACAUCCAAUCAUGUAUGAUGUCCACAACUUGUGUGAUCUUGUAGCUUCAGGGAAACUAAAGAAACUCACAUUACCGAAGCUGAAGGAAAUCUGUAGCGCUUUUGAGCUGAAUCUUCCUGAGGAACGGAAGAAAGCCCCUUUUGUAGAUGCUUUGACCAAAUUAGUUAAGAAUUGCUCGUGUUGGUCCUCUUGA
Messenger RNA from Porites lobata, 2091 nucleotides. The record is from the annotation of a GenBank genome assembly. Lineage: Eukaryota; Metazoa; Cnidaria; Anthozoa; Scleractinia; Poritidae.